This is a messenger RNA of Babesia ovata, 960 nucleotides long. RefSeq names its product IS481 family protein, putative. The transcript has 2 exons. The record is from RefSeq and is a predicted model, not a curated record. The coding region runs from base 1 to 960 and encodes 319 amino acids. Lineage: Eukaryota; Apicomplexa; Aconoidasida; Piroplasmida; Babesiidae.
AUGCGAGCCGAACUCCUUCACUUCGCCGUUCUCCAUGUACAUGAUGCAGUCGCAGUCCACGAUGGUGCUCAGACGGUGGGCGAUGGUGAGCACCGUGCGGUUGUGGAACAGCAGUCGCAGGGUGGACUGGAUAUCAGCCUCGGUCUUGGAGUCCAGGGCACUGGUGGCUUCGUCGAGGACGAUAAUCGGCGGGUCCUUGAGGAAGCAGCGUGCGAUGCUGACGCGCUGCUUCUCUCCGCCGGAGAGACGCAUGCCCUUUUCGCCUACCACGGUGUCGAGCCUCAGAAGGCUCACGGUGGUCUUGCCAGCGCCGGUGGCCCCCACGAUGGCCAGCGAGUGCCCCUUGGGCACCGUGAAGCUGAGAUUGCGCAGAAUAACCUUAGGACGCCUUCCUCCGCGUUCCGGGAAGCUAAAGGACACAUCCUGGAACUCGAUCAUCGGCAAGUCGCUGGAGGUGGUCACGUCCAGCUCGAGCGAAACGGCGUCUUCGCGGUCCACGAUGGCGGGCUUGCACUGCAUCAUGUUCGCGGCACUCUGAAUUCCAGCCAUAGCACGGCAGAUCAUAGCGUACAUAGUCCCCAGCAUGAACAGGGGGCGGUACAGAUAGAACAGAUACGUCUGAAUCGACACCACAUCUCCAACUUUCAUGCUGCCACUGGCGGCUGCCAGCACGCCGAACAGCAAACACAGGCCGAUCGUCGUUUGCUUCAUCAGCUCCUGCGACAUGUUCAGGAUACUCAGACUCGACAGCACACGCCACUGGCACUUCUGGUGCUUGCGGACCACGGAGGUGUACUGUGCGACUUCGUGGGCCUCGUUGGUGUAGUACUUGACGGUCUCGAAGUUGUUCAUGCCGUCGUUGGCCACGUUGUGCAUUUCGUCGUCCCUCUGGGCCUCGGCCGCGCGGGUCUUGUUGCGCCAGUUGGUCGCAACGAUAGUCACUCCGAUGUAGAGGGAUAA